GCGCGGCACCUAAUCUGAACAUGUAAGGAUCAACAAAAACAAUCUAAAGCAAUGAAUAAUGAAGGGCAUGCUCCGUAUGUCCCUUGACCUAUCCUUCAACCCCAAAAACAAGGGAGCUAAUCAAACAUUCCGUAGUAAGGUAUUAUUAAGGACACGUUUAUUGAUAUCCUUCAUAUGCACUGAAAUUGAAAAAUAAAGGGUACUGACCAACAAUUUAAAUUAAGUGUGGAUUUCGCCUGCCGUUUAUGACAAGAACGUUUGGCCUGCAGACAGCUAGACGUCGUCGUUUUACUGAUGUUGUGGCGCCAGACCGGUGAAGCUACGAAAUAGUCAGCAAAGAAAUGGCCGUUCCUGCUGUCCCGACCCUGCAGCUGAACAACACAGUAAGUCAAAACUCCGCUGAACGUAACAUCCAUAUUGACGAAAGAGAAUUGGAGAACAUCACGAACAACGAUGGAAACGGCACCCUCCCAUUACAUUCUCCGUGGACUUUUUGGCUUGAUAGAUCUUUACCAGGAACAACCGCAGCAGAAUGUGAAUCAGGUCUGAAAAAAAUCUACACUGUGCAAACAGUUCAGAGCUUUUGGAGCGUGUACAACAAUAUACCUGGAGUUUCCAGUUUACCACUGAGAUGUAGCUAUCACUUAAUGAGAGGAGAGAGAAGACCACUCUGGGAAGAAGAGAGUAAUGCAAAGGGGGGAGUUUGGAAAAUGAAAGUACCCAAAGAAAGCACUCCUGCUGUAUGGAAGGAGUUACUGUUAGCCACUAUUGGGGAGCAAUUCACUGAUUACUGUGCUUCAGAGGAUGAGGUGGUUGGUGUUAGUGUCAGCAUACGAGACAGAGAAGAUGUUGUCCAAAUCUGGAAUGGAAUUGCCUCGUUUGCUAAUGAAGCAAACGUCCUAGGACGGAUCUAUGAACUUCUUCCACAGAUAACUUUUAAGGCAGUAUUUUAUAAGCCACAUGAGGAGCAUCAUGCCUUUGAAGGAGGUCGCCCAAGACAUUAGCACGCUUUGCACAUUUUACACUUUGUUGUUUUUGGUCUUCGAAAUGGACUGAAUUGUCCCCUAAUCUGAGCUCUACUGUCUUUUGUAAAUGUGUUAUACAAUUACUUCAGUUUGGGCAGACAGAAAAUAUAAUAGCUGGGGCUUCAUUUUAGGAUGACUGAUAGACAUGUACUUUAGUGUUGUUGUUUUUUUAUACAAAGAUAUUUAGCUAAAACUGAAGAGGACAAUAGUUGAUCAUGUAUACAUAUUUGUUUUUACCAGAUUUGAUCUCAACAGUGCAAUUUUACCAGAGCCUUUUAUUUGUUAUCACGGGUUCCAGAUCUCACAAUAUAUUUUCAGUAUGCAAGGGAUUUACAUUGUUACCUUAUUCUAGAAUGAAUGAAGAGUCUUUUCCUCAAGACAGUAAUAUUCAUAUGGUUUUAUGCAAAAAUGUUGCACAUUCUCAAUGUUUUUUUGUUUGGUAGUUUUUGUUGUUUUUUGGUGUUAGGGGAAAGAAAGCUGUUAACUGUUACUUGUUGUUGGAUUUGUAAAGUGACACCAACUUUUGUACAAAAACAAAAUCAGAAAAUGUUACUAGAAAAAAAAUAUAUGCAGUAGUUUACCCAGAGUGUUUUUGUAAUAGCGGUGGAUCAUGGACAAACACACUCAAUAUUGUUUUUUUCUGAAAUGCACAAGCCUUUUUCAUUUUUACUAUAAUUAACAGGAUCUCUAUCACUGUUUCUUCAGUUCACUGAGGCUAAUUUCUAAGUUGUGCGUGCACAUGUUUAUUAUAAGCUCCGCGAAAGUGAUUUGAUCAAGAAAUAUUACAUUUAUAUCAUGAAUAUUAUUCUCAUUAAAGUCCUACAAACUUUAAAAUAAACCCUUCUUAAAAUAAAUAAAAAUGUAUGCUGUAUGAACCGUGCUUUGAGUUGAAUGAGUACAUCUCUUUACCAAAAACCUUUCUUAACCUUCAGUGGUGUGAGAGUGCAUAUUCCCUGCCAAGCAUUUAUGUUUUGUAACCUUGUAAUUGUUAUCAGAUGCCAUCUCUGUAGUUGAUCAAUGUCCUUCCCUGUGACUCAGGUCAUCCAUGUUCAAACACCAAGAUUGAUUAGUCUCCUAGAGAGAAACUAAUAAUAUUACACACUGUAUAGCUGGGUAUUGUUGCUGUUUUUAAUGAAAGUAUUUGUUUUAGUAAGAUGGAGAUCUCAACUGAGUCUUUGGAAUGGUGCCUUGUGUUCCCCUAGGGUUUCGUUCUUGAAUGUUGUUUAUUUUCAACAUAUUGAACCAGUCAAAAUGUAAAAUAUUUUUGCUGAUUUUGAUAUAUGAAAAAAUAAAAAUGCAAAACAUGUA
Oncorhynchus masou masou (cherry salmon) is the source of this 2333-nucleotide messenger RNA. Its product is annotated as eukaryotic translation initiation factor 4E type 3-like. The coding region runs from base 342 to 1004 and encodes 220 amino acids. NCBI's taxonomy places the organism in Eukaryota, Metazoa, Chordata, Actinopteri, Salmoniformes, Salmonidae. Gene Ontology annotation, biological process: translational initiation. The transcript is spliced from 9 exons. Gene Ontology annotation, cellular component: eukaryotic translation initiation factor 4F complex. Gene Ontology annotation, molecular function: translation initiation factor activity; RNA 7-methylguanosine cap binding. The record is from RefSeq and is a predicted model, not a curated record.